Messenger RNA from Engraulis encrasicolus (European anchovy), 2824 nucleotides. It is a transcript of the gene trib2, whose product is annotated as tribbles pseudokinase 2. Gene Ontology annotation, molecular function: protein kinase activity; ATP binding; mitogen-activated protein kinase kinase binding. The coding region runs from base 1217 to 2311 and encodes 364 amino acids. The record is from RefSeq and is a predicted model, not a curated record. Gene Ontology annotation, cellular component: nucleus. The transcript is spliced from 3 exons. Gene Ontology annotation, biological process: positive regulation of proteasomal ubiquitin-dependent protein catabolic process; regulation of MAP kinase activity; protein phosphorylation. Lineage: Eukaryota; Metazoa; Chordata; Actinopteri; Clupeiformes; Engraulidae.
CGUGGUUCUACUGUGGCCGUGUCGGCAUCGGCCGCGAGCGCCAAUGGAACGCCUGUAAACGGCUGACGUAGCGGGGGCGGGUCGGAAGCAAGUCAGUGGUGUGCGUGGAGUCCAGUGAGAGAGGGAGCGAGUCGAGGCAGUCAGCUCCUGCGCCGGGGAACGGAGUGUGUGAGUGUGUGUGUGGCAGGCUGACCUCGCACUGAAUGGACUAGAUUCACAGCCACGUAAGUAGCACACCGCGGGAGAUGAUGUCUUGCUGAAAGAAGGGAUAGGCCUGGGGUUGUCGGCCAUCCCUUUUUUAUCUCCGAGCAGAUAAAUCGUCGCCCUUUCGAGCUUUUUAUCGGAUUGAUCCUGCAGAAUCUCAGCAGAAGACCCCAGCUGCCAGACACAACAAAGGGCUGGGAUAUCAGGACGAUUUUUCUGGCCAUAUUUGGUCGAUGGCCCCUGCAGCUGCACGGAUAUGAUCGGUGUAACCAGGCCCUUGCAUGCACACAGAGCGGUUUCUCAGGACAGCUGAACGACUAAUCGUUCGGUUAGCAGCAAGCCCAGGGCAUAAUUAUUGCGGGCUAGCCAAGUUAGCAGUUUUGAUAUUCGAUGAAACCCUGGUUUGGAAAUCCAGCCUUUACCCUCGAUGCAUCUUGCGUAAAAUUGUUAGCUCUGUGGGUAAUAAUUAUCGACUGUUUUGCACUUGCCUCCACGGUGUAGCCUCACUACCCUGUUUACCCAGUGUCCAGUAACAUUCAUAUCUGAUCAAUAGGUCAGGUCUACAUCAAUGUCAUAAUUAUCCAAUCAAGCACUGGACCUAAAUUGUUGUAUUCUGUCAGUCGAACUACAGCAACUUUCCUUAUUACGGCUGAUGAGCUGUAUUUCUUAUUACAGACGUUGUCGUUUUAUAUGCAAAUUACGCACGGCUGAUUAUGGUAUUUUGGCUGAAUUUGGCAGCAUAUGCAGUGCAUUCCAUAGCCUUUGUCUGUGCUCUUGUCUGACUACGUAACUAGCACCCGUCUUUAUUUUUGUGACAAACGAGUACCUCGAAUUUAGUGUCAUUUUUUGGGCAUUGAACGGCUGCAGAAUUCUAUUCGACGCGUUCUGUACAGUCCUGAAAUUGUGGUGAAUGAUUGCUGACCGCUGCUGAUUCGACCUCCAUUGCCCGUGGGAUUCCCUUGCACAAUCGAAGAUCCCCCUGCUUCCGCUGGAAAUAUCUCCUCGUAUCCCCAUGAACAUACAGAGGUCAAAUCCCAUUAACAUUUCACGUUAUGGGAGGUCACGGCACAAAACGCACGACUUUGAGGAGCUCACUUGCCUAAGGACUACAGAGUCGAGCCAGAGUUUCAGCCCUAAUUUGGGAUCUCCGAGUCCCCCCGAGACUCCAGAUUCCUCUCAUUGCAUUUCUUGCAUCGGGAAUUACCUCUUGCUGGAGCCUUUAGCCGGAGACCACGUCUUCAGGGCCGCCCACCUUCACACGGGAGAGGAACUCGUCUGCAAGGUGUUUGACAUCCGGCGCUACCAGGAGUCGCUGGCGGCCUACUUUGCGCUGGGCGCGCACCAGCACAUCAACCAGAUCGUGGAGAUCCUGCUGGGCGAGACGCGGGCCUACGUCUUCUUCGAGCGCAGCCAUGGCGACCUGCACUCCUUCGUGCGCAGCUGCCGGCGGCUGCGGGAGGACGAGGCGGCGCGCCUCUUCCAGCAGGUGGCCUCGGCCGUGGCGCACUGCCACGAGCACGGCAUCGUGCUGCGCGACCUCAAACUCAGGAAGUUCGUCUUCAAGAACGAGGAGAGGAGCCUGGUGAAGCUGGAGAGCCUGGAGGACACGCACCUGCUGGAGGGCUCGGACGACUGGCUGUCGGACAAGCACGGCUGCCCCGCCUACGUCAGCCCGGAGAUCCUGAGCAGCAGCAGCAGCGGCGGCGGUAGCGGUAGCGGUAGCAGCAAUGGCGGGCGCUACUCGGGCAAGGCGGCCGACGUCUGGAGCCUGGGCGUCAUGCUCUACACCAUCCUGGUGGGACGCUACCCCUUCCACGACGUGGAGCCCGGCUCGCUCUUCUCAAAGAUCCGCCGCGGCCACUUCAGCCUGCCCGAGACGCUCUCGCCCAAGGCCCGCUGCCUCAUCCGGAGCCUGCUGCGCCGCCAGCCCUCCGAGCGGCUGACGGCGCGCGAGCUGCUGGACCACCCCUGGUUCGCCGCCUGGGCGGGACCCUCGCCGCCCCCCGGCGGUGGAGCAGGAGGGCACGGGCGCGGCGGCGCGGGGGAGCGCGACCAGGCGGUGCCCGAGGCCAACAUGGAGGAGGAGCUGGAGCAGCUGUUUAGCUGAGGGGAGCCAAUGGCGUUGCAAGCGUUGCCGUCACCUUGGCAACCCAAACCGACCAACCAAUCAAUCAAUCCACCAACGGAACCAACCAACUGCAACCAUGGCAACCAUAAAUAGUAAAUAUAUGAAUUUUAUAGACCGACGAUAUGGCAAGAAAAUGGCCACGUGCUCCCUUCAAUGGGGAACGAAAAUGGACGAGGAGAAGGCAUCAACAGCAGCACACGUAAACAAACAAACAAACAAGAUAAACACAUGAAACCAAUCAGUGGACAGGCACUUUGUCACAGGGAACCAAUGAACGAAGGAGGGGAUGACUUGUAAGCUAAACACAGCGAAUCAUGUUGGACAUGAACUGACAUUGGGAGGAGAGAAACAGAGGAAAAAUAUAUAUAUAAUCUAUGGGAGAGUAUACGUAGGAUUGAGGCAUCUCAUCAGACAGAGAAAAAAAAGCAAAUCAAGUUAAGGUGUAGAUCUUUAGAUAUUUUCAUUCCACUGACAAAACCUCAGCAGGUCCUG